This is a messenger RNA of Cornus florida, 653 nucleotides long. RefSeq lists its product as uncharacterized. The transcript has 3 exons. NCBI's taxonomy places the organism in Eukaryota, Viridiplantae, Streptophyta, Magnoliopsida, Cornales, Cornaceae. The record is from RefSeq and is a predicted model, not a curated record. The coding region runs from base 206 to 532 and encodes 108 amino acids.
CCGCCACCCAAAGGCUGGCCCUGGCAAGGAUUGCAAUACACAAAUAGUUUAAAUCCAAGAAAAAAUGGCAAUGGCGAGUUUUGCCAGAUGAAAGUCUUCGUUACUUUCUCUCUCUAGGAACCUCUACAAUUCCUCCUCCCAUGACGCUCUUCGCUACUCUCUCUAACCUCUUUCUCCAGAGGCUUCGCGUCGGGAUUUGACGACAAUGACGUCGUGGUGGUCGGCGGCGGCCCAGGUGGCUACAUCCUCGCCAUUAAAACCACUCAGCUUGGGCUCAAGAUUACCUAUAUCGAGAAGCGAGGCGUGCUCGGCUGCAUGUGCCUCAAUGUGGGUUGCAUUCCUUCUAAGGAGGAGUCCUUUCCCUGAAUUUGGAACAAGGUUUCAGAUACAAUGGCUUCUUGAGGGCAAGGAGACUCUCUUUGGAUGCACAACAUCCCUAGGUUGGCUUGAGUUUCAUUUGGAUACCUUUUGUAUAUUUUUGACAUGCAAGUAUUGGCAUGAUAUAGCUCUUUUUGAAGUAGUUAAUGUAUAACUUAUUUAGAAGCAUGCCUUGCUUCCUUUUGGAUGUGUAAUAUGAACUUAAGUACUCUAUUUUGGUGCUACUUUAAUUUGUAUGUAAUGAGGCCAAGGACUAAGAACUUUCUAUGUAUGUA